GCAUGGACUACUCUGGGUAUGGUCCAAAUACAAUCUACGAAAGAAAGAGUUUGAAGAAAACAUAAACUUCAACAAUGAACACUACAGCUUUGAGAGUUUUCAUCUUGGCUGGAAUAUUUCUUGUUUUUGGAGUAAUUAACGAAACCGAAUCUCAGUGUACUCAACAAGGUUCUUAUCUUUCAGAAAACGGCAACUGCUUGAGCUACUACACUUGUGUAGUGAAUAAUGGAGUGUGGAUACGUAGUAACCAUACGUGUCCAACUGGUAGACCUUUUAACAGCACCGUUGCCAUGUGCGAUUUCAAUGCGACGUGUUCAACCUCUACAGAAUCGACGACGACCCCAACGACACCAACUACAAUAAAUGCCGCUGCAGCUACUACUACAGCUACUUCAAACACAGCACAAUGUCCACCAUUGGGAAUAUAUUCCUUAAAUUCAGCAGAUUGUAGAUCAUAUUAUCGUUGUAGUUAUUUCAACGGGAAUUACCUAAUAAACAAUUACACAUGCCCUGUUGGCCGACCCUUUAACAGUGCUACCCAGUCAUGCGAUUCAACUAUAACUUGUUAAUAAGUUAAUACUAAAUCCUGAAGUUUUUAAAAAAAUUUCUUUAAUAUUUGCAAACAGUUUUUGUUAAAAAGCAGUUUGUAUAUCAAAAUUUUAUAAUAGUGCAAUACCAGUAGCAAUAUUUAUAAUUUAAUUUAAAAUGUAAAUUUAAUUAAACUGAUUACUCCUU
This is a messenger RNA of Diabrotica balteata, 735 nucleotides long. The record is from the annotation of a GenBank genome assembly. Lineage: Eukaryota; Metazoa; Arthropoda; Insecta; Coleoptera; Chrysomelidae.